Molecule: messenger RNA, 645 nt
Organism: Diorhabda sublineata
Lineage: Eukaryota; Metazoa; Arthropoda; Insecta; Coleoptera; Chrysomelidae
Product: cuticle protein 7-like
Exons: 4
Coding region: 42-593 (183 amino acids)
Cellular component (GO): extracellular matrix
Source: RefSeq, a predicted model, not a curated record
AGUAAAGUGUAAGUGCGUAGUUUUUUAUUUCGUGAUUUGACAUGUUGUACACCAAGUUAAUUAUCUCUACGUUAUGUAUGGCAACAACUGAAGUUUUUGGAGGUGCGAUAACUGAAUAUCCAGACGAUGGAUACGGUGGAUAUACAAGAAAAGAUGAUUACUAUUCGCAUCCAAAGUACGCUUUCAAAUAUGGUGUGCACGAUCCAUCCACCGGCGACGUGAAGAGUCAAAAAGAAGUUCGCGACGGAGACGUCGUCAAAGGUCAAUAUUCACUGGUAGAACCCGACGGUUCCGUUCGAACUGUAGAUUAUGUAGCGGAUCCUGUAAACGGAUUCAAUGCCGUUGUUUCGAAGAGUGGGCCAUCUGUCCAUGUAGUACCGGAACCAAUCGCCGUGAAAAAAGUUAUUCCAACUUACAUCAAAGAAGUAACGGUACCGUUCGUGAGGCCGGUUUACCAGAAACUCGUAGCGGAACCUGUAUACAAAUACACGUCAGCGAUAGGUGAAAAUGACAUAUACGAUGGUUAUGGAUAUGUAGAUGGCUACGACCCAAAUCCAUAUCUUGGAGACAUUCAUCAUGGACACAUUUAUUGAAGAUUGUAAUAAAAUGUUUUGGGAAAUCAUGUAAUAUAAAUAUAAAUCCAAA